Molecule: messenger RNA, 1107 nt
Organism: Aureobasidium subglaciale EXF-2481
Lineage: Eukaryota; Fungi; Ascomycota; Dothideomycetes; Dothideales; Saccotheciaceae
Exons: 2
Coding region: 1-1107 (368 amino acids)
Molecular function (GO): NAD binding
Source: RefSeq, a predicted model, not a curated record
AUGGUCGCCACCAUCAUCGACUCUCAGCUACCCGUUCGAAGACCGCGUAUCGCCGUCACUCUUGGUGAUCCAUCAGGUGUCGGUCCGGAACUUAUCGCCAAACUCUUGAGCAACGCUGCCAAUCUCCGACGCGCAGAUAUUGUACUCCUCGCAGACCACACCGAGCUACAAUCUGCCAUCAAAGAUGCUGCAGGUGUGCAAGUAGCCGUCUCAGACAAGUCAGCCGGCCCGCAUGGGAUCCAAGUAUUGGACGAUGGGACAGCUUUCCAGUAUCACACGACCCGUGCUGAAGUAUCCAAAUCAAGUGGAGCACGUUGUAUCUAUCAGUUAAGAAGAGCUCUUGAACUCGUCCGAGCUGGUGAGAUCGACGCAAUAGUCUUUGGACCCUUGAACAAGAGCUCGCUCAAGAAAGCGGGUAUGACCGAAGAGGACGAAUUGAGGUGGUUCGCCAAACAGCUGGACUUCAAGGGUACGACCAGCGAGAUCAAUAUUGCAGGAGAGUUGUGGACUGGUAGAGUCACAAGCCAUAUCGGUAUCGAAGAUGUUGCUGCUCGCAUCACAAAGGAGUCGGUGACUAAAGCCAUUGAGCUCCUGCACAGACUCAGAUGGGAGUCGGGCAUUGAGUCGCCUCGCCUAGCUGUAUGCGCCUUGAAUCCCCACAACGGAGAGAACGGAGCCUUUGGUCGUCAAGAAAUUGAUGCCAUUCAGCCCGCCGUCACUGCCGCUCAGAAGAAAGGCUUGAAUGUUCAAGGACCUUACCCUUGCGAUACUGUCUUCCUCAAGCGCCAGCACUUUGACGGCAUCGUGACCAUGUAUCACGAUCAAGGUCAAAUCGCCAUGAAGCUGCUAAGCUUUGAAGGGGGAGUCACGGUGCAGGGUGGCUUACCUGUACCGAUUUCUACGCCAGCUCACGGGACAGCAUUCGAUAUUGUCGGUCAGAACAAGGCAGCAAUCCUCAGCACGCAAAACGCGUUCGAUAUUGCGGUGACUAUGGCCGAAAGAAGGAUCAUCAAGGCUGCAAGUCCUAUCAGACAGAAGCAUUCUGUUGUGUCGGAAAAAACGGCGUUGACAAAAACUACUGUUGUAGAGAUGCCUUCAUGUUGUUAG